CGGGAUUAAAAUUUUAUUGCAUGACUUUUAAAUUUAAAUUGCUUCCGUUAUCCCCUUAAGUCAAGUUCUUACUAUAAAAUUUAAUUUCCCUCUUUUCUAUGAUUCAGUAAAUUAGCGUAAAGUUUUAUAACAAAGCUAAGGCAACACUUGGCAGUUCUGAGCAUUUUUAUUUUCAUGUGGAGAAUCAAUGCGGAACGAACUGAAACAGUUUUUGUUGUGCUUUUUGUGUUGGAAGAAAUUAUUACAAGAAAAACAAAUAAAUUAAAAAUUAACGUGAAAGGGAUAAAUAUAAAGAUAAAGUGCGGAAGUAAAAAAUAAAGAGCAUUGGCGACAUCAAGAACUGUAGAUUUUUCCGGUCAAGGGGUGCUCUAGACAAGCGCUCGCCAAAACGACAAAAUCGCAAGCGAUAGCGGCUAGCACACAUUGAAAUCGGAAUCAGUUUGCUUGGAUAUCGUAUAUUUCUCGUACGACUAAAUAUUGGUCAUUUACAAUAGUGAAUCACGCAGUAACAAUAACAGUGAGCAAAAAACCAACCGCCAUAAAGAACAACAACAACCGUACUGUUUUAUUGGCAAUUCGGCAUAGCGGCUGUCGAUUCAGGACUAUCAUCAUCGGGUGAAGUACCACAAGGAAGUAGAUUUAAGUGUAAAUAGCGCAUUUAGCGCCAACAAAAUCUCCAGCUACGGGGUGCCAUAGGGCUCUAAGUCCAAUAAUUGCGGUCACAUACCAAGACAGGCAGUUACUCACGCCUAUUUCGGAUUGCAUAUUUGUGCUAAUAAAGCAAAACUCUGAGAGCAAGUAAUAAGCAAAAGAAGGGCUACUAGUCGUAAUAAACUCCCAGGUCGUUGUACUUGCCACACCCGCCGCACAUUUUUCACAAACACUCCACCAAUAAAAUGGGUCAAACACUUUCCGAACCAGUCACAGCCAAAGAGUCUGCGUAUUGCCAAAAUGAAUUGUACCGCGUCGGAUCUAGCUGCAUGCAAGGAUGGCGCAUCAACAUGGAAGAUUCGCACACACACAUACUAUCUCUGCCCGAUGAUCCGGGCACGUCGUUCUUUGCGGUCUAUGAUGGUCAUGGUGGCGCCACAGUUGCUCAAUAUGCCGGCAAACAUCUACACAAAUUCAUACUAAAGCGUCCCGAGUACAAAGAAAACAUUGAAAAGGCGUUAAAACAGGCAUUUCUAGAUAUCGACUAUGAGAUGCUGUACAAUGAGUCAUGGGGCGAACAAAUGGCCGGCUCCACAGCCGUUGUUGUACUUAUCAAGGAUAACCAUUUGUAUUGUGCCAAUGCUGGUGAUUCUCGUGCGAUUGCUUGCAUCAAUGGAGAGGUAGAGACUUUGUCUUUGGACCAUAAGCCAAAUAAUGAGGCGGAGACAAAACGCAUACAUGAGGGUGGCGGCUAUGUGGAGUUCAAUCGUGUAAAUGGCAAUUUAGCGCUAUCACGCGCACUGGGUGAUUUCAUAUUCAAGCGAAAUGCUAAUAAGAAACCUGAGGAACAAAUCGUAACUGCCUAUCCCGAUGUGGAGGCACGUGAAAUAACAUCCGAUUGGGAAUUCAUUGUGUUGGCAUGCGACGGCAUUUGGGACGUAAUGAGCAACAAAGAAGUCAUCGACUUUUGUCGAAAACGUAUCGGCAUGGGCAUGUAUCCGGAAGAGAUUUGCGAAGAAUUGAUGAAUCACUGUCUCGCACCCGAUUGCCAAAUGGGCGGCCUGGGUGGCGACAAUAUGACUGUUGUGCUUGUCUGUUUACUACAGAAUAAACCAUAUGAAGAACUGAUAGCACGCUGCGCUAAAAAUACCAACGUCAAUAGCGGCAGUGGCAACAUAACCACGUCAUCAUCCACGGAUGAGGAUCUCGAUCUAAAAUAACAAAACUCCAUCUUCAAAUUAUUCAACGCUGGCAGAGCAUCAGCAAAAACAGUAACGACAACAACAACAACAACAACAACACCAACAAUAGGAAGCAAUUUGAUGUUAGUAGACAAUGUAAUGACUAUUAUUCGCAAUAAGAAAACUAAUGUUAAUAAUACGAGGAAAACUCCCAACCAACUGAGAAUUGCGACAAGCAUCA
Molecule: messenger RNA, 2073 nt
Organism: Anastrepha ludens (Mexican fruit fly)
Lineage: Eukaryota; Metazoa; Arthropoda; Insecta; Diptera; Tephritidae
Product: probable protein phosphatase 2C T23F11.1
Exons: 4
Coding region: 897-1871 (324 amino acids)
Biological process (GO): protein dephosphorylation
Molecular function (GO): protein serine/threonine phosphatase activity; cation binding
Source: RefSeq, a predicted model, not a curated record